CAGGCGCUCGGAGAAUGCAUAGCUGCUGCGUUGGUGCUGAAGGAAGGACUUGAACCUGAGCAGGUGCAGCCAAAGGACAUUUUGCGCUACACCGAGAAGGAAUUAUCUGAUGUGAUGCAGCCAGAGGUCUUUGUUUAUCUUCCCAAAGACUUGCUGCCUACCACUGCCACAAAGAAGUUCAUCCGGGCAGGGCUGGCACAGAAGCUGGGGUUAUGUGAUUUACUCAGCGGGCAGGGAGGUGCAUUUAUGUACCAAGACGGGGGCUUCACACCUUGUGACUUCAUUCUGGGUUCGAAGCUACGUGAUUCUCUUGGACAACUACGGGAUGCGAAUUACAAGGAAUUGACAGAGCAGCGCAUCAAGGACGCUCUCUUUGGUGUCGGUAUUUUGCAGGUGAUGAUCAAGCAUUGGUACGAAGGCAAGUAUGAGCCAGACGCUUGGGCAGGUUGGUUCUUUGUGAUGACGCAAGUGGCGGAGAGCCAAAUGUUGACAAUGACCUUAUUUUUCUUACUCAGCGGGCACACUGCCUCUCUAACUACGACCUGGUCUGGACGGCGCCACCGUUGGAUGGGGCUGUAUCUCCUCAUGACCCUUGCAGCGAUUCAAGCCAUUUGGACGAAGUCAAUGAGAUUGGAUUGGUUUUUCUCUUGCUUAUUGCUCACGGAGAUAGCAUGUGCCUUCACCCUCGAGUUUCCAAAGCUGUGCAAUCUUGGGCCUGUUGGGGGGUCCGUCGCAGCUGGAAUUGAUAUGCUUGCAUUCGUUUUUGCGGCUGCAUGGGCUGGCACAACGAAUUUUCCUUCUACUUGGUACUUCACCACGCUUGCUGACCAAACCGGGUGGACCUUGCGGAUUGGCAUUCGGGAAUCCUGGGGGAACAUUCUCAUCGGAAACAUUGAUCUGCAGUUCGGAUUUUGGAUGGGCGGCAUGGUUUUUCUGUGGGGCGCGGCCUUUGUCUUUGGAUACCAGUUUCUGCCCAUGCUGAGCAAGGUUCUAUGGUCUCGCCUUUGGUUGCUCCAACUACUAUCACGACUGGAGGUUCGGCUCAUGGCAUUCCUGACGUGUUGCUGGGUGAUUGCUCAGCCAAGUUGGUACCUCUUUGACCCUCAGCCCGCAGUGGACCAGUGGGCUUCGAAGGUUUUGGCUGCCACCUUGGCCUUUAUUGGAAGUCUUAUCUUCGUGGGGCUCAUUGCCAUCGCUGUUGGGAACACUUGGCUUUUUCAGCAGGCUGGUCGUUUCUCCAUGGGCGCUCUCUUGACACACACGAUGUUCGGCACUAGAUAUGCCGAAUACGGAGAUGCACGUCACAGCUGGCCUUUCCACGACGCGCUGCAGCUUCCCGCCUUGCAUGAGCAGCCUGUGCUUGUAGCCUUCUUCCUGUUUGCGCUUCCCGCCCUUUAUGUGCUCUCGGUUGGUCGAUGGGCCCAAGCAGCGGUGGAUUGCCUGCUCCUGUGCCCGGCAGUUGCCUUCCCUUUGUGGCUGUGCUUCUUGGCGCUGUAUCAAAGAGUGCUGUAGCCUGCAGGCCACCAGUGUUUCGCCAUUGCCGCGCGUGCGUCCAGAACACUGACUUGCAUUGCGUCCCUCUGGUUCAAAAGAGGCGGCACGCACAAGCUGCCCACCGCAGCGCGAAACUUGUGACGGCGUUUGUAAAAGGGGCUACUGAGAG
Cladocopium goreaui is the source of this 1663-nucleotide messenger RNA. The record is from the annotation of a GenBank genome assembly. NCBI's taxonomy places the organism in Eukaryota, Dinophyceae, Suessiales, Symbiodiniaceae.